Molecule: messenger RNA, 1849 nt
Organism: Peromyscus californicus insignis
Lineage: Eukaryota; Metazoa; Chordata; Mammalia; Rodentia; Cricetidae
Gene: Cnbd2
Product: cyclic nucleotide binding domain containing 2
Exons: 12
Coding region: 27-1823 (598 amino acids)
Biological process (GO): spermatogenesis
Molecular function (GO): cAMP binding
Source: RefSeq, a predicted model, not a curated record
AUAUUCAUAAAUGAAUACAGAAAUAUAUGUAUACAUUUGCUAAUAUCCUGUUCUCCUGGAUUUUGCAGACUAAGGUGUCAAGAAAGCAAAUGAUGUGGACCUGGGAAGAAAUAAAAAAUCUCGGGCUGUACCAGCUCACCAUGGACAUCAUCGUAAUGAUUCGAGUAUGUAAGAUGUUCCGCCAAGGCCUCAGGGGAUUCCGGGAGUAUCAGAUCACUGAACCUGUUCAAAGGAAGCAGCCUAUCUUCUCCUUUUGGGAUAAAAGGAAGCAAUGCCGGAUCACGUUUGAUACCAUGGACUUUGCUGCAGAGGAGGGUCACCUCCCUCCAAGGGCCAUUCACAUCACACAGAAGCAGCCAUCCUGGAGGACAGAUCAGGAGAUCCAAGCCCUCUGCAAUGUUCUACAGGUUCUAGAUUGCUACCGCAACUAUGCAGAAACCCUGCAGCUGCUCCUGGCCAAGGUCAUGCGCUUUGAAAGGUUUGGGCGCAGGCGUGUGAUCGUCAAGAAGGGGCAGAGAGGCAAUAGUUUUUAUUUCAUCUACCUGGGCACUGUUGCCGUGACCGAGGACGAAGACGGAAGCAGCGCUUUCCUCGACCCCCACCCAACUCUGCUGCGCAAGGGCGGCUGUUUCGGGGAAAUGGGCCUUCUGAGCACUGCAGUCAGGAGAGCCACAGUGGUCUGCAUGGAGGAAACAGAGUUCCUGGUUGUCGACCGGGAGGAUUUCGUUGCAAAUAAGCUGGACGAUGAAGUUCAGAAGGAAACCCGCUAUCGGUACAAUUUUUUUAGGAAGUUGGAUCUGUUCCAGUCUUGGUCUGAUGAGAAACUCGGGCAGAUAGUAGCUUUGGGGAGGCUGGAGAAGUUCUCACAUGGACAGCUGGUGGCAAAAGACUUUGUGGAGUCGUCAUUUGUCACAUUUAUCUGCAAGGGCAGCUGUGAGAUCCUGCGGAUGUUAGACCUGGGGUCCUCCAGUUCCUAUUACAAGUGGGUCUGGCAGCAGCUGGAGCUGUUGGACCACAAACCUCUGGGAGUUCACCGCAAUGUGAUGUCUCCUAUGGAGAGAUUUAAGGAAUUCCAGAUCAAAUCAUAUCCUCUACAAGACUUCAGCUAUUUGAAACUUCUGCGUCUCCAGGAAGCCAGAGAGCAAAAGGGAACAGCUGCUCACGGGAAGAUCAACACAAGAGAAAAUAGUCUCCCAAAGCUGCUGGGCCCGAAGGUCAAAGCCAAGUUUGGUCAUCCAGUCAAAUGUACCAUGAUCAAAACCAAGUUUGGUGAACUCCCCAAGGAGGCCGCAGUGGGGAUCUACAUGAAGGUCCACACUCUGAAGGAAGGAGAUAUUGUGGGCAUUCACCAGGCCUUUCUUCCGGAAUGCCUGCGUGAUCUUCGACCCUUCAGCCUUUUGAGCAUGGGAACAGAGUUGAUACGGGUGAGAAAAGAGAAGUUUUAUGAGUUGAUUGAUGCAGAGACGAAAGAAAAGAUAAUAAAGAUGGACGUGAAUUAUCCCAGUGAUGAAGAGCUGUGUCAGAGGUUCCUGAAAGAAAACAGCUGGAAUAUCUUCCGGAAGGAUCUGCUGCGGCUGCUGGUGAAGCCCCUCAAUAAGCAACCCUUCAUCCCGAUCCGUUCCAAGAGGAAAGAGAUCUACAACCCUAAGUCUUUGACCCUGGAUUUGUGUAACCUCAACAAGAGGGUGAAACCACGCUAUCCUGUUUUUGUGGCACCCCAGAAAUACCUAUCCCCCUUGAAGAUUGUCCAAGCUGUUUCAGCACCCCGGCACAAAAUUCAAGAACUCCUGCCUCAAUAUAAAAAUGCAGGGGUCCUCCUUUAGAAUCAAUAAAGUACGUUGGGAUUGGC